Molecule: messenger RNA, 2898 nt
Organism: Seminavis robusta
Lineage: Eukaryota; Bacillariophyta; Bacillariophyceae; Naviculales; Naviculaceae
Source: the annotation of a GenBank genome assembly
AUGUACCAACGAGGCGGAGAAUCCGAGGAUGAGCGGCUCGCUAGGAGGCUUCAGGAAGAGGAAGAGCGCUCCUUAUCCAGCCAAAUGUCUCACCAGCAAGAAAUGGCUCGUCUCACCCCACAAGAGCAGCAAGAUAUGAUGCUGGCACGGCAGAUGCAAGAAAUGCAUUAUGGAGGGAGUGCUACCAUGACCGACCCACAAAGACAUCGCAGAGCUCAAAUGAUUUCUGGAGAUUACGGUGGAGGGCAGCGGAAUAUUGGGAGUGAUCCAUCGGGCACCUACGGAGGAGGUAACAACAACAAACAACCACCUGGACAAGGAGCCAACCGAGAAGAUAGGCUUGCUUAUGCCAGAAGACUACAGGAAGAAGCGUUUCAAAGAGUACAUGAAACGGCUGCAAAGCCAAAAAAAAGCACAGAAGAGUCUGAUCUUGAACUAGCAAUGAAGAUGCAGAUUGAAGAAUCAGAACCAGCUCCACAAGGCCAAGAGGACGAAGAUCUCAAGCUGGCCAGAUUCAUGGAAGAGAGCGGAGUCAGUAUCAGAGACCUAGAUGAGGAUGGUCUAUCGGCAAUCAAAGAAAAGGCACUGACAUCAUCUAGCAGUUUGGACAACUCUAGUAGCUCCGCCAACAGGAAUAAUCGUGGUGCUGGCGGCGGUGGACUUUUGGGUGGAAUGUAUGGUGCCCGCAGAGACGAUUCCGAUGACGAAAGCAUCGAGUUUGGUUUCAACAAUAGAGGGAAUCAAAACAUGCCACCGGGAGUUCCCUCCGCCAUCCCGCCACCACGGGGAAUCGCUUCAAAUGGUAUCCCAGCAGCGAUCCCUCCAGCGUCCGUGCCUUCGAGCAUCCCCGCUCCCGGACGAAAACCAGCUCCAAAGACGGCACCCAAGCCAGCACCCAAUCCUCCCCCCGGGGUCCCAGCGGCAAUUCCACCCGCUUCCACUCCUGCAGCGAUUCCAGCUGCAGCGUCCAUCCCAGCUGCAGCAUCCAUCCCGGCGGCAAUUCCACCAGCCAACACUUCACGCAAGGCACCGCCAAUGGCUUCGCUUGGUCUCCCAAGUGGCAGAGCAGCAUCGAUAAGACUUAGUUCCAAUACUCGAGGACAGGAGUUCCAGAGACAAGUCCCGAAAAUAUCCAAAUCAAGUGGUGCCGGAAGCACAGGCCUCUCCAGAUCGGUACCCUCGGCAUCCAAGUCGUUUGGUCAUCCUCGGUCUGGUGCAAGUGGUACACCAUCGAGGAGCUUGCCGGCAAAUACACAGCAAUCUGCCAUGAACUUGAUGGCGAUGAGGAAUGCGGCAAGGAGUAAUACCAGGCCGGACCGUUCGGUGUCGCCAUCUCGCGGCAAAAAGAAUAAGCACAAACGAAAUAAGUCAUCCGAUUUGAUGUCUUCGAUGCUGGGGGAUCUGCCGCCUGGCGUGAACAUGGGAAGCGCCAAUGAUCCAGACGCCUUGUUUAUGGACGAUCACAUGCCUGAUAUAUCCGACACGCAGAAUCAUCACAAAAAGGAGAAGAAAAAAGGCAAGAAAAUUCUAUCCAGAUUGUUUGGUGGGAAAAGCAGCAGCAAUGAGACAAAGAACAACAACACGCAAGUCAGCGGGAUUCCCGAUGCCAUUCCACCAGCAAUCCCCGGACCACCCGGUGGAAUGGCGGAGGCUGGGCCUUUACCCCACUCUGUUACCGGGAACAGGAAUAUUGCACAGAAUUCUCUCCGUACGAGCUUCUCAUCCACACCACAACAAACAGCCCAAACCCACGAGAAGAAAGCUGCCUGUACCGUUUGCGGUGGCCGAUCUGGGAAAAUGUUGGUCGCCAUGGACAGAAGGUUUCAUGUCGAUUGUUUUAGAUGCAUGUCCUGCAACGAGGUCAUUGAUCCUACCAGCGUGUUUGCAGUGUCAGUGGAUCCUUUGGGCGAACAACAACCACUGCAUAGGAAAUGCUAUGCAGAGUUUUACGGGGUCCAGUGCGCGGUAUGCAAACGAGCAAUUCCAGCCAACACCGACGGAUCCGUGUCUUUCAUCAAACACCCCUUCUUCAGCUCGGAGCAAAUGUGCCCACGCCAUGCUGACGAACAAGGCAGGCGGCGUUGCACUGGCUGCCAUCGUUUCGAACCAGAGGACGAACCGUUUGCCGACUUGAACGAUGGAGAUCGUUGCGUGUGCUACGCCUGUUGCCGUACUGUCAUCAUGAAUAACACGGACGUCAAGCCCCUCUGGCAAGAGGUCCUUAAAUACUUUGAGUUCCAGCUUUGCUUGCCAAUCUGGGAGGAAAUGAGAGAAAUCCCCAUUUUGGUUGUCGGGCAAGCUGCAUUGAACGAGACGCAAUUGAACUCUGCGACGUCAGCUCAUGGCGAUUCGUCUCAGAUCAUGACGAGGGGACUUUGCCUUUCAGAGCACGAAGGAAGCAUGAGUUUCAGGGUGCCUUCUCAAAGGUUCAACGACAGCACGGCCAGUUUUGAAGCAUGCAAUCAUUCUGGAUUCAUGAAUUUUGAUAUUGGUCCACUCAGAGGAAACUCCAAGUCGGAGGUGAUGGCAAUUUUGUGCCUCUCGGGCUUGCCGCGCGAUCUGACUGCAAGUGUGUUGGCGCAUGAAGCAACUCAUGCGUGGAUUAAACUUCAUCCAGAUUUUAAAGUGCGAAGGUCCCUCCCAGCUCAAGUCGAAGAAGGAUGUGCACAACUGGUUGCUUACCUAUUCUUGAGCGAUGGGCUAGAACCGCCACGAAGGCAUAGUGGUAUGGGUCCGUCUGAUGAAAAGUUAAGGCAGUACUUCAAGUUCAGCAUUGAAACAGACGACAACGACAUCUACGGAGAGGGCUACCGAAGAGCAGCAUUGGCUUACUCGACAAUUGGUAUCGAAGCCCUGUUGAACCAUGUCGUUCGCUAUCAGUCAUUUCCAGAUUGUUAG